CUCAGCCCUCCCAUCCACCCUCUGUAUCGAUGUAGUUGUUUCAAAGAUGGCGGACUUCCUGCCGUCCCGCUCCGUUUUAUCUGCAUUUUUCCCCAACUGCCUCCUUACAAGGGGCGAGGCAGAGCAGCUGCGGAAAUCCAAAGAGAUAGAUAAGUGUAUUCAUCGAGACAAGACUUAUGUUAAAAGGCUUGUAAAGAUCUUAUUGCUCGGGGCGGGAGAAAGCGGCAAGUCCACUUUCCUCAAGCAAAUGCGUAUUAUUCAUGGGCAGGACUUCGAUCAGAAGGCCAAAGAAGAAUUCAGGGCUACGAUUUUUAGUAAUGUUAUUAAAGGCAUUCGAGUGUUAGUGGAUGCUAGAGAGAAGCUGCACAUCCCAUGGGGUAACACGUCCAACCAGCGGCAUGGAAACACUAUGAUGGCAUUUGACACUCGGUCGGCGAUGGCUCACGGUCACGGCAUGGUGGAGCCCAAAGUUUUUCAGCACUACCUGCCGUCAAUCAAGGCCCUGUGGGCGGACCAGGGCAUCCAGAAUGCCUACGAUCGGCGCAGGGAGUUCCAGCUGGGGGAGUCGGUCAAGUAUUUCCUGGACAAUUUGGAAAAGCUCGGACAGUCGGACUACCUUCCCAGCCAGCAGGACAUCCUUCUGGCCAGAAAACCCACCAAGGGCAUCCACGAGUAUGAUUUUGAGAUUAAGAAUGUGCCUUUCAAAAUGGUGGACGUGGGUGGGCAGCGCUCUGAGAGACGGCGCUGGUUUGAAUGUUUUGAGUCGGUCACAUCCAUCCUCUUCCUUGUGUCCUCCUCUGAGUACGACCAGGUGCUCAUGGAAGACCGGCAGACUAACCGACUGAGCGAGUCACUAAACAUCUUUGAGACCAUAGUCAACAACCGGGUCUUCAGCAAUGUCUCCAUCAUCCUGUUCCUCAACAAGACGGACCUGCUGGGGGAGAAGGUGAAGCAAGUGUCCAUCAAAGACUACUUCCCCGAGUUCUCUGGUGACCCCGUGAGUUUGGCGGAUGUCCAGUGCUUCCUGGUGGAAUGCUUUCGCAAAAAGCGUCGCGAGCAGCAACAGAAGCCUCCGCAGCAACUGAAGCCUCUGUACCACCACUUCACCACAGCCAUCAACACUGAAAACAUCCGGCUGGUGUUCCGUGAUGUCAAGGACACCAUCCUGCACGACAACCUCAAGCAGCUGAUGCUGCAGUGAGGGAGCGCGGCAGGGAAGGGCGGAGGCAAAGGGAACAUGGCUUGCAGUGUCUCUUUCAGCAGCCAUAGGAGGAGCGGACAGCGCCACUGCUUUCACCCACCCAGGAUUUGGCUCUGCCCCUCACUGUUGAACUUGACUGUGUAUUAAAGCAACCACUACUAUGGCCACUCCCCCCUGUGCUUCUUUGCUUAACAAGCGUGUUCACUGUAACUUAUAACAGCCCACUGUGGCUGAGUUCUUCCUGCCCUUAGACCCAUGUAACUGACCUGUAGUCCUCACUCUCUCAGGCCACGCCCACACUCCUGAGCAUCCUUUAUAGUGUCCCUGUAUCCUGCUGGAGAGGAGGGGGUGAUGCAGGCCGCUAUCAGUGACUGUUACCAAGGUGUUGUUGUAAACGUGCUCUUCACUGUGCCUUGGUGUGGAUUUAUACUUUUCUAAUCAUUUUGUUUUCUAUUGUAUGAACACACUGUUUUAACCUAUGCAUUUUUCUAUCUCAUAGGGGUUUACACUUUGACAUUUGGACUGUUACAGUUAUUCAAAGAUGUCGGGGUGCUGCAGACACAAACACGCCGCUUGUUGAAAGCCGGUCGGGGUUUGGGGUGACCCACAGUACUGGUGCUGUUUCUCAGGGCACCAUUUCUAAACCACUACUGUGAUUUGAUACAGUGCAGAGCAUGUGUACCUUACCCUUGCACCAGUCAAACGGGUUUCCCCUUUAUUUGCCACAAAACCGGCCGGAGUUGUACUUCAGAAGUACUCUGGCCGUCGACCUCAGCCUUAUUUUACUGCGAGUGAUUUGACCCGUGUGCUUGCACAUAUGCUAACAUGUGAUUUGUGGAUGCUGCCUCAUUGACAGUGGUUAAAGAUAACACUAAGGGACAAAUGUAAAGCGGCUUUUCUCAGGCGGGUGGCAGAUGUUGCAGCGCGGGUUGAGCCCCUGGGUUUUCUUCAGUGGUACAGAGAGAGGGAUUUUUCUCCUCGAUAGAAUUAUCGCCUUAAGUGUUGCGUAUUGCACUGCAGGCGAUGAGGUGGCCAUGUUGCCUUUUGUCUUAAUCAGCUCUUCAUUUUGCAGGCCGCCCCUCACCACAGGGACAUAUUCCCACUGCAGUCUGUGCAGCUAGUUUCUGCUGGCUGCUGUCGUUUUGUAUAAAGUUCACGUGUCCAUUCUAACGCAUGUGUCCCUCACAUCGACCUAAAGCUUGUUGCAACCGCUCUAACUUUCCACACAGUAUAAUGGUAAGUGUUAUUUUGCUACGUGGUGUUUUUGGUUUGGGGUUUUUAAGCAGAAGCAGGCAUCUAUGGGACUGUCUUGUGUUGUUUAAGGGGCUUCCUGUGUCUUUACAACACGAAUGCCACAAUCCUGUACGUGUCCCUGCAAAUAACAGGCUCCGCUGGUCCACGCUAACCAGUUGUAAAAGUAGUCUUGUUGUCUUUUUGGGGGUGAGCAGUUCCACACUGUAGACUUUUGAACAAUGGGAACAUUCUGUGUGCGUCAGCAUAGGUAUUUUUUUUGUACUUUCUAAUUGUGAUAAUUGCUAAUGUUGAAUAAGUAAAGAAUACUUAAUGUUAAUCACUGUUAAUAAGUGUUGUGCACAGACUUGUAACUGAGCUGCAAAGCUUCAAAGGGACACGAGGCAACUGAGAAACUGGCUGAAAAGGUUUGUCUGAUGUGACCACAGAACUGUGCAUUUCCAAAUACUAUCAUUAACUUCUUUGUCUUAUCAGAUCUGCACCUGCAGUGUUGACUCAACUCAAAUAAAGUUUCCUCAAAUACAACAGGUGACAAAAACCUGUGUGGGCUGCCAGAGCGAUUUCACACUGUGCAGGGGGCGGGGCUUGGAAGAGACCACUCCCAUCAGGAUGAUAGAUAAUCACUGUCAAUGACUGAGUGACCCAUCACUAAAUGAGGCGUCAGAGUUUGAUUUGUGGGCGUGUCAUGUUCAGCUCACUGAUGGUGCUCCAUUGAAGUGACUGCAGUCACAGCGCUGUGACGAAACAGGACCGUGUGUGUGUGUGUGUGUGUGUGUGUGUGUGUGUGUCUCGCUCGUCUGAGCGUCUCAUGGCACUGAAGCUUGUUGUUGAAGUGUUAUCAGGACAGGCCUGCACCCUGACACCACCCUGAUUGUGAUUGUUGUCACACAGAAGCAUGAGUGUGUUUGUGAGGUCACAGUCUGAUGACACUUUUUGUUAGAAGUUGUGCUCCAUCAGGAUACGUGCCAUGUGUACAAAGACACAUUAAGCCAAGCAAACUGAGCUCUCUCCAUCAUUUAUCGCUUUGUGCCUGUUUGCAUCCAUUCUUUACUUUACUGCCAUCUUGCUCUCUGCAGCUUCUCUCCUCCUGCUACCCCCAAAAACCCAUCUCCAUAGAGACUGUGUCAGCUCCCAAACAGACAAAAAACAAACUAAAAACCAGCAACAAACAACUUAAACAUAAACAAUCACAAAGAAAGAACAAUACAGUAUCCACAUCUGAACCAAAGAGUAACACAGUGAAAUGUGGAUUAUUAAAUAUCAGGUCUCUCUGCUCCAAGUCUGUUAGUACAUGACUUAAUAACUGAUCAACAAAUCGACUUACUCUGCCUUACGUCUUGAUGCACGCUCAAUCAUCCAGGUAAGGAAAUCUCCAAAAGUUGAUUCUGUUCAUCUGGACGUUUUCAGUGGGAGAAACGUUUCGUCGUCAUCCAGGUGACGUCCUCAGUCUCAGCUGACUGCAGGUUUCAACCUUAUAAACAGGACAUAAUGACUGAAACCAGCCCAGUGAAGGAACAAUGGGCUGGGAGGUGACAGAAUGAUGCACCAACAAUGACCAACUGAGGCCACAAGAUGGCAGCGUGAAGGCUGGAUGCACACUGGCAGGCCAGGAGCUUUGGCUGCUUUACUUUAGACAUAAUUGACACGUACCAUUGUUAGAUUUGCAGUGCUCGUCCUGAUCACUGUCUUUAUGGCAAGAUUUAAAGACACAAAAUAUGUUUACAGCCAAACAGGUAAGUUACAGUAAAAAAUUUGUUUAAUUUGGCCUAAACGACAGAGACACGAGACACGGUGCAGUGAAACUGUGGCUCAGUGUGUCACAGGUGGCAGCUCUAACCUGGAACUGGAAACACUUUCUAAGCACUGACCUGAGUUUGGGUCUGAGCUCCACCUGCUGCAGCCG
This is a messenger RNA of Haplochromis burtoni (Burton's mouthbrooder), 4355 nucleotides long. RefSeq names its product guanine nucleotide-binding protein subunit alpha-13. The transcript is spliced from 5 exons. Gene Ontology annotation, cellular component: heterotrimeric G-protein complex; brush border membrane. Gene Ontology annotation, biological process: adenylate cyclase-activating G protein-coupled receptor signaling pathway; Rho protein signal transduction. The coding region runs from base 47 to 1201 and encodes 384 amino acids. Gene Ontology annotation, molecular function: G-protein beta/gamma-subunit complex binding; D5 dopamine receptor binding; GTPase activity. The record is from RefSeq and is a predicted model, not a curated record. Lineage: Eukaryota; Metazoa; Chordata; Actinopteri; Cichliformes; Cichlidae.